Zeugodacus cucurbitae (melon fly) is the source of this 1025-nucleotide messenger RNA. RefSeq lists its product as uncharacterized. Bases 70 to 753 code for a protein of 227 amino acids. The transcript is spliced from 5 exons. The record is from RefSeq and is a predicted model, not a curated record. Gene Ontology annotation, molecular function: DNA binding. NCBI's taxonomy places the organism in Eukaryota, Metazoa, Arthropoda, Insecta, Diptera, Tephritidae.
AUUUAGAAACCAGAGAUGUUUAGGUAAAUAAUUAUUUACAUUUACAAUUUUUUGUUGUGAAGAAUUUUAAUGUGGAACAUGGAAACAACCCAAGAUGUGAAAUAUAUUCCACAUAAAUCAAAGUCUGAGGAUAAAAGUUCAGUGUGGUAUUAUUUUUUGGUUUCUGCUUGCGGAGGGCCGACAGCACAGUGCAAAAGCUGCAAUAAAGUAUUAAAGACGUGUUUUGGAUCAACUAAAGGACUUUUAACACAUCUAAAAUAUCACAAAAUCGAGUUGGAAAGAAAGCCCGACAGACAGCCGCAAAAGAAAUCAGCAAAAAUCGCGCCACUAAAACCAAAGUUGGAAAUAAUUAAUGGAAAGGUAUCUCCGCCAAGUCCAGCACGCAGUAAUAAUUCCUCAAUGGCUUUCGACGGUGACAUAAGUAAUUUAUACGAACGACAAAUAGAGUUUGUCGAUGGGUAUUUAAUAGACAAUCCUUUUGCGCAUGAAGAUAUUGAUCACAAUUUUGAGCAAAAGCCGCCGAAAAUGGCGAAACGUGAAGACUCAUAUCAAAGAAACCGAAAUUUAGAAGAUCUAAGAACCCGCGUGGAAAUUCAAUGUAUGCGUGCAAAAACCGCGUAUUUCAAAAAACAAAUGGAGAAUCUUGAUAUCGAACGAUCCGUCAUGUUAUUAAAAGCGAAAAAGCUAGAGCUAGAAGUAGAAAAAUUACGAAAAGACGCGCAAGAAAGUUCAUUGCGAAUUGAGCAAAAAUGAUUACGAACCGUUAGGAUGUUUAUUUUAUAUAUUACCAAAAUUAUAUUUCACACACUAGUACCAACUAACUUAAAUGUAAAUUUAUAAAUUAAGUACAAAAUUGGCAAUUAAAUAGUUUUUCAACCAUCACACACUUCUCAACUAAUUAAUUAAUUAUUGAUCACUUUGAAGUUGUUUAAGUUGAGGAUGAGACUUAAAAGCAAAUAUUUAAAUAGCACAUUUUUAAGUAAAAUGUCAACUUAACAUUUAGGUUUAUAAUUUAAAUAAAACAA